GGAGAAUAAGCGGCCAACCGUUGAGAGGAGGUUUUAUCCGGGAGGAGGGAAAGAGGCGGCUCCUCGCAAAACUUUGCACCGACUUCAGUUCGCCCCUCCCUGGCUGCCGCCAGGCAUUUAUACCCAUGCGAAAAGGCUGCAGCGCACAGUGAAGCACUCUGGCUCCGCGCUUCUCGAGGGGAGGACAUAAAGCCACCUACGACUCCACAAUACCAAACCUACCCCCUCCGUUUUUUUUUUUCUCGUAUCCUCCUCCAUCUUCGGCGGACUUAAAACUGCACACAAACUUUUAAAGGCAGCUUUUCCUCAACCAAAACCAGUCGUGGCACAAACUAACGCUUCUGCACGUCGCGUUCAAGGAUCCCGCUCGGUCCUCCAUGAAAGACGGAGUGCGGCAGCAAGCCUGGGGAAAAGACAUGUCUGCGACCGUCUUGUCUGCGUUCUACGACAUGGACAUGCUCUACAAGCAGCAAGAUAAAAGCUUGAACAUGAACGCCCUCCACAUCAACAGCAUGCUGGACAAGAAAGCGGUCGGGGCUCCGGUCACGUCUCCGGGCUCCGGCCCUUUCUCUCCGGGAUUUUUCCGCAGAAACUCAACGAGCAACUUGGAGGCAAUGAACAACGGCAACAAAUACUCGAUGGGCUCCUACGGCAGCCUGAAGGAGAACACGCCCGGCGGCAACAGCAGCGCCACGGCCCUCAUGAACAAGGAGAACAAGUUCCGCGACCGCGCGUACAGCGACAACGGAGACCGGGGCGUGCUGCAGCAGAAGCCCGGCUCUCAAAUCAACUCCACCCGCUACAAGACCGAGCUCUGCCGGCCCUUCGAGGAGAACGGGUCGUGCAAGUACGGGGAGAAAUGUCAGUUCGCGCACGGCUACCACGAGUUGAGGAGCUUGUCCCGCCACCCCAAGUACAAAACGGAGCCGUGUCGCACCUUCCACACCAUCGGUUUCUGCCCCUACGGUCCCCGGUGUCACUUUAUCCACAACGCCGACGAGCGCCGGCCGGCCCCGGCCACCAACGUGAACAUGCAGCUGAGUGAGUCCCGGUCGGUUCGCGACCUGUGCAGCUACGGCCAGCGGGACUCCCUGCCGCCGCAGCUCGGCUACACCCAGAGGGACAGACCAAAGCUUCACCACAGCCUCAGCUUCUCCGGCUUCUCCAGCCACCACGGACUCGAGUCCCCCCUGCUGGACAGCCCCAUGUCGCGGACCCCACCGCCGGCCACCACCGCCUCCUCCUCCUGCACCUCCACCUCGAGCUUCUACGAGGACGUGCUCUCUCCCAACUCCAUGUCCUGCAUCAACAGUGCCUUCUCCUUCCCUGGGCAGGACUUAAAAGCCUUGCUGGCCCCGCUGGCCGUGCACACCCCGAGCGGGUACGCCAACAACCACUCCACCGGCGCCUACUACGGGAACAUGCAGGGCGGCGCCUGCCCGCCCUCCCCGCCGACGUACAACAUGAGCCACUUGCAGGCGCUGCGCCGCCUCAGCGAGUCGCCGGUGUUCGAGCUUCCUCCCAGCCCGCCCGACUCGCUCUCCGACCGGGAGAGCUACGCGAGCGGGUCCCUCAGCUCUUCCGGGAGCCUCAGCGGCUCCGAGUCCCCGAGUCUGGACGCUGGGAGGCGUUUGCCAAUCUUCAGCAGGCUGUCGAUUUCAGAUGACUAAUCGUUCUAUAUAUUUUUCCCCUGUUUUUCUUUUCUUAUGUUUUUCUUUCAUAUGGAUUUAUGGACUGGUCUGGCAGGGUGCUGGGUGUCAGUGAGUGACGUAGCCUGUCCUCCAAGCAGAGGGCCCGGGUUUAGCAAGCCGCCCUGCCGAAGUGCCUUUCGAGUAAGACAUUGAAUCCCUAACCUGAGCCCCCUGGAGGGGGGCCGAGAGUAGAGCCCUGCGCCCGCAGGGAUCAAUAAAGCUUCAGACAUUUAAGUGUCCUUGGCCUGGCAUUAGUUUAGCAUUCUUUUUUUCUUCUUCUUCUUCAUGUAUGUAAUAUAGCUGUAUUAAAACUUAGAUAGCAAACAGAAGGCAUUCCAUCAGUGCCUUGCCCUAGGGCUUCACGGCAGCCCCCCCCCCUCCCAUUUUUUUGCUCUAUCAGGCAAGCCCCACUUUUUUCCUGGGAUUAGAUGUGUGGGUUAACAUGACUUGACAAGAAGAAGAGACUGUUGGCGGUUUUUCAGAUUUCCUCCUCUCCUGCCAAGAAUAUGCCUUUGACUCAAAGUAACAUGUUUUUUUUGUUGUUGUUCGAAGUGUGUUUUUUUCUUUUCUCUGAAAGCUUCAACUUCCAUUCCAGAUCUGUCUUCUCGCAGCGCCACCCAGUGGUUCGUUUGGUUGGUCUAGUUCGUUGCUUGGAUGAAAGCACUCUUGAGUUGGGUUUGUUUGGGGAAAUCACUGCUGAUGGUUGAAUAUAUUUUUUUAGCUGUUUUUGAGUGAUAUACAUAGCUGUGCAUAACUGGCUAUGGACUAUUUAACUUAUUUAUUAUCUUGUGAAAAACGUAUAGGCUACAUUGAUAAUUUGUGUCCAUACUGUAUUUAUCAAGUAUGAUGAAGCAAUAGAUCUAUAUUCUUUUAUGUUUAAAUUAUGGUCGCCAUUAUUAAUCUGCAUAAAGUGGAGUGUAUGUUCUUUUCACAGUAAUAUAUAUAUUUUGUUUUUUCUCUUUUUGUAACUUCACUUGGUUAUUUUUUAUUGUAAAUGAGUUUAAAAAAAAAAAUCUUAAUUUAAGAGAACGUCUGUGAUAUUUAUUUCAUUCAUUUUGUUUCCCUGUUUACGUUUUUAUUAAAAAGUUUGCGUGAUUGCUGUUUGCUCCCGAGGUUGUGUGUCAGUGCUGUAGAAGACUUUUUUUUUUUUUGUUGGAGGAUCCCUAUUUAGAUGUUUCCGUAGAAUGUAUACACAAUGGUUGUACAGACCGUCCAAACCUUAUUUUUGUCGAUCUAGAUCAGACUUCAGUGACAAAGAACCCAAGUCAAUAAAUCAACCAAAAUGUAUUUCAAUUUUUUUCCGUUUUCUCUGUUUGCACGAGGUCACACUGUGAUUCCAGCCACGUGCUAAAGAAUGUAGCAAUCCCUCGUGCCCCAGUGUUAUUGUGUAGUGCCUAUAUGGGGUCACCAUCUUGACAUGCCUUAAAAUUAACCAAAUAAAGUAUUUUUCCUAAAUGGCA
Molecule: messenger RNA, 3151 nt
Organism: Pungitius pungitius (ninespine stickleback)
Lineage: Eukaryota; Metazoa; Chordata; Actinopteri; Perciformes; Gasterosteidae
Gene: zfp36l2
Product: zinc finger protein 36, C3H type-like 2
Exons: 2
Coding region: 378-1670 (430 amino acids)
Molecular function (GO): metal ion binding; mRNA binding
Source: RefSeq, a predicted model, not a curated record